Rhea pennata is the source of this 6040-nucleotide messenger RNA. It is a transcript of the gene H6PD, whose product is annotated as hexose-6-phosphate dehydrogenase/glucose 1-dehydrogenase. Gene Ontology annotation, molecular function: NADP binding; 6-phosphogluconolactonase activity; glucose-6-phosphate dehydrogenase activity. Gene Ontology annotation, cellular component: endoplasmic reticulum. Lineage: Eukaryota; Metazoa; Chordata; Aves; Rheiformes; Rheidae. The coding region runs from base 267 to 2639 and encodes 790 amino acids. The record is from RefSeq and is a predicted model, not a curated record. The transcript is spliced from 6 exons. Gene Ontology annotation, biological process: pentose-phosphate shunt; glucose metabolic process; pentose-phosphate shunt, oxidative branch.
GAAGCCGCCAGAGGAGAGUGAGGCUGGGGAAGGUGGAUGCUGAGUGAUCUGGGUCUCCGCUGGCGCAGGCUGGCUGUAAUAGCAAGCCUCUUGUUUGCCUGACUGUUGACUGGAGAGGUUGCUGGUCAGUCCGUUUGUCACAGAAGAGAGCUCUGCGCUCAGGAGAGGCUGUGAAGAAGACAAGUUUCCAGUUACUUUUGCCACUGCAGGCUCUGCAAAGCUCCUGUAUUACUCAGUGUUCCUGGGUCCAUUUCCUCCGUCCAAAGAUGCUGGGAACAGUCCUGCGUACAGUGUUGUUCCUGGGAGCCUUGCCAUCACCGGCUGAGGUGUCCCAGGGCCACAUCUCUGUGGUCUUGCUGGGAGCCACAGGGGAUUUGGCCAAGAAGUACUUGUGGCAGGGUCUGUUCCAGCUUUACCUGGACCAAGUGAGCAGUGGCCACAGCUUCACUUUUCAUGGGGCUGCCCUGACAGCUCUGGAGCCAGGGCAGAGGCUGAUGUUCGAUGUGCUGAAGAAGCUGUCCUGCCCCCAAGAUGAGUCUCCCAACAGGUGUGCUGUGCUCAAGGACCAGUUUCUGAAGCUGAGCCAAUACCACCAGCUGAAGACUGCUGAAAACUACACUGUGCUCAACAGAGAGAUUGAGAUGCUUCUUCACCAGGAGGGGCUGAAGGAGGCUGGAAGAAUUUUCUACUUCUCAGUACCACCAUUUGCCUACACAGAGAUUGCCCGCCACAUCAACAGCAGCUGCCGGCCACCUCCGGGAGCAUGGCUGCGUAUAGUGCUGGAGAAACCUUUUGGUCACAAUCUGGAGUCAGCCCAGCAGCUGGCUGCAGAGCUGACGAGCUUCUUCAAGGAAGAAGAGAUGUACCGGGUAGACCACUACCUUGGCAAGCAGGCUAUAGCCCAUAUCCUGCCCUUUCGAGACCAGAACCGGCAGUUUCUGGAUCCAAUUUGGAACCAGCAUCAUGUGGAAAGAGUGGAGAUUGUUUUGAAAGAGACUGUGGAUGCUAAAGGCCGCACCAGCUUCUAUGAGCAGUAUGGUGUCAUCCGUGACGUGCUGCAGAACCACCUCACCGAGGCCCUGAUGUACCUGACCAUGGAGCUCCCAGCCAACCUGAGCAGCACUGAAGAGGUUUUGCAACGCAAGCUGCAGGCCUUCCAGUCCCUGCGGGGCCUGGAGAAAACCAGUGCGGUAGUGGGUCAGUAUCAGGCCUACGCCAGCCAAGUGCGAGAGGAGCUGCAGAAAGCACAGGAUUACAUCACCACAACACCAACCUUUGCAGGUGUGCUGAUUCACAGCGACAGCCUGCGUUGGGAAGGGGUCCCUUUCCUCCUCACUUCUGGGAAGGCUCUAGAUGAGCGGGUGGGUUACGUCCGUGUUCUCUUCAAGAACCGGGCCUACUGUACUCAGAGCGAGACUCUGAGGGAUGCAGGCUACAGCCAGUGUAAAGCCAAGCAGAUCGUCUUCUACAUUGGGCAUGGCGCACUCAACGCUCCUGCGGUGCUUGUGAGCCGGAACCUUUUCAAGCCUGUCAUGCCGGAAAGCGGCUGGAGAGAAGCAGCGGUUCAGCCAAAGCUGCACAUUUUUGGACAACCGCUGUCUGAUUACUAUGUGUACUACCCUGUGAAAGAGAGAGAUGCAUAUUCUGUCCUCAUCUCCAACAUUUACCAUGGCAGAAAGGACUUCUUCAUCACCACGGAGAACCUGCUGGCAUCCUGGGAGUUCUGGACCCCACUGCUGGACAGCAUAUCCCGCCAGCCACCGCGUCUCUACCCCGGUGGUGUGGAGAACCAGCACCUCUUAGACUUUGAAAUGGUUGGAGGGGAACUGGCAUUUGCACUGGCAGAGCCGGUAGAAUUACUGCACCCUGACAAGCCAGCGCCGAGCGGUUACAAAACAAUCCAGUCCAAAUUUCGGCAGAGCCCCCUGGUCUCAACGUGGUCCGAGGAGCUGAUUUCCCAGCUGGCUUCUGACAUUGAGAGGGCAGCCGGCGGAGCUGUGGCACAUUCUGGGCAGUUCCACCUGGCCCUCUCGGGAGGCUCAAGCCCAGUGGUGCUGUUCCAGCGGCUGGCAAGGCACCAUUACGCCUUCCCGUGGAGGCACACCCACGUCUGGCUGGUGGAUGAACGCUGCGUCCCGCUCACCAAUCCUGAGUCCAACUUCUUCAGCUUGCACAACCACCUCCUCCAGAGCGUCAGGGUGCCCUACUUCAACGUCCACCCCAUGCCCGUGCACCUGAACCAGCGGCUCUGUGUGGAAGAGGACGGAGGCACAGAGCUGUAUGCCAAGGAGAUCACAGCCUUGGUUGCCAACGCCAGCUUUGACCUGGUGCUGCUGGGGAUGGGCGCUGACGGGCACACUGCUUCACUCUUCCCCGACUCUGAAAACGGCUUGGAAGGGGCCCAGACUGUGGUGCUAACAGAAAGCCCUGUCAAACCUCACCAGAGAAUGAGCCUCAGCCUGCCCCUCAUCAACAAGGCCAGGAAGGUGUUUGUCCUGGUUUUGGGGAAGGGCAAGCACGACAUCGUCAGCCUGAUCAGCAGAGUGGGCCACCAGCCAAGGAAAUGGCCUAUCUCGGGUGUCCGCCCCAGCUCUGGCCGGCUGGUGUGGUAUGUGGAUUACGAAGCUCUGCUUGGGUGAAGUCUCCCUGGUGUCCCUGCUCCCUUGUCUGCGUGGCUCUCCGAGCUUGGAUUUCCCUGCCCCAUCCCUGUUCCGCUGCAGCCAGCUGCAGCUCUGCCUCUGACAGACUCUUUAACCUGGGCAAUGUGGGCCUGCGGUACCGCCGACCUUCGAGCCCAGAAAGGGGCUCAGAUCAGUGUUCAGAGCCAAACGGGAGCCAAGAGCGCAGUGCGGCGUUUCUGGCUCUGCUAGUGACUCUGACUGUGACUUUGGACAAAUUACCUCACCUUGAAGUGCCUCAGUUUCCUUGUCAGGGCUUUGUGGUUCUCACGUUGAGCUACCUCGCAGGAGCAAUGGGAGACUUGCUAAAUUAAGUGCCAACCUUUUUUUUUUUUUUUUUUUUUUUUUUCCCAGAUUCUCAGGUUAGAAGACAGCAAUAUCGCUGGCUAUCAGAGUGCUGCGCACCGGGGUCCGUAGUCUUGUCUGAGCAACCCACCUUGGUGCGUGCCGGCCACUGACCGCGGCCGUGCUCUCCUGGAAGCACAGACACCCGCCCGCUUUUGCGGCAUGCGGCCCCUAAAUUUUGACGCUGAUUUGUGAGCUCGCUGCAGUCCUGAGUCUUUAUAAAUUGCCCAGAGGCAGAGAACAGAUUUAUCAGCAGUAGUUUGCUGCUUUCCUUAAGUGGAUAGCUGGUCCGUGGGGGGUGCACAGGGAAACCACAUUGCUUUCUAGGCUUUUAGAGUAAUGGCAGCAGGGUGAGCAGGACGGCAGUUCACAGAGCCGUCGUGUGCCUCAGCACAGCGACUGCGGAGGAGGAGCUCGGUGUUUGGAGUUGCUGGGUUUAGCUGACAGAGGAAUGGUGUUUUCCUUAACUGUGAUCCUGUCUCCUUCUCUGAACCAUUUUUUCUUUGCCCUCAGAACCGAAUCUUGCAGUGUCAUUUACUGGCUUAUAAAAUUUCUGCAGCUUUGCAAUGUAUCCAUGUAUACCUCAUCAGAGCACAUAUUAAGGUAGUUAUAGUGUUUGGGGAUGGUGGUGGUGGAAUUUGAGCUCAAGGACACUGUAAGGGGAGGGCGCUUUCUCUCCCCUACAUGUCCCUGGGGCACACAUCACUGAUGCGUUGCAUCUUGGUGUAGCUAGGACAACGUAAGAGGUUUUGAAAUGAAGGAGGGUUGGAGACAUCCAGUCCUACCGAGAAACCCCGCUCUCGCCCUGCCAGUUUUUGCGUUUCCCAGAACGCUGUCACGCAUCGGGUGUCGCUGAGCUUCGGUGAUGCUCUCAAAUGCUCUGUGACCUCCUCCAGAGGGUAAUUUAUCGCAGCAUGCCACGGCGCUGCCCUUGGCGGGGAGAUCCGGACGGCGCAGAUGCGGAGAGGCUGUAGUGGGGGCUAGAGACAGUGACUGUCCCCGGGAAGGCGCCGGGAAGGGCCAGGUCUGCGGCAGGAAGCUGGAGCGUGGACGUGGUGUUGGCUCCCGGUGAAGAGGGUUCUGCGUAGCAGAGGAGCCUACUUCCAGAGGGAUUUCUGCUCGCUUCCUGCGCGUGCCGGCCGUGUUUCACAGAGACGGGGCCCUGUGCGGGUGCCCGGGGUGGAUGCGGCGCAGGGGCGGGCGGCCCGCGGGAUGGCGCCCCGGCCGCACGCAGCAGCAGCCAGCGGUGCGCAGGUCUCAGCAGCGCUGGUCCAAGGCGCCCUGCACAGCCCAGCGGGCUCCGGCGGAAAGUGGGAUCCUCAGGACUCGGGCUCGGGGGUCUGGUGUCUCCCCGGAGGCCUGAAAGUCUGUGGGAUGAGGAGCUGCUUUGGACAGCUGGGAGAUAGGGGUUGGCCUCAAGUCCUUCCCUGUUCGGGGUCUGCUGAGGCUACGUGCAGCAGGAAAAGGCCAAAUUCUCGGGAGUGGCUGUGAUUUUUGGCAGGUUCCCCCCAGCCACUGCCACCGCAGCGGGUCAGGAAAAGCUGCAUUUUGCCUCCUGCUUUUGACUAGGCUGAGAUGAAUUGCGCAUCGCUUUGCUUUCGCAUGGGGAAGCAGGGCGGUUACUGCAGGGUAGCUUUUUCAAAAGCUCGGAUGCACAGGAGAAACGCACGCUUCAGCUGGUCUUGUGCGAUGACUGGGGUGGCUGGUUGUCCAGUGUUUCGGGUGUUCGUGAACUAGAGUUUGCUAUUUUAUAGUUGCAGUCAGGCUUAACUACCAGCACAAAUACCAGAGUGAAAAUAAACCACAGGGGAAAAUAAUAUCAUAAAAUAUGAGGAAGAAGGGGAGUGCUGCACGUUCCGUGGUGCAGAACUUGCCUGUCGGGCGAGUAUGAUGGCGGUGGAGUCUGAGGAGUUAACUGGGACCAGCUCUGUGGAAUAGCUCUCCGGCUUGUAGACACGUGCUAGCAAACACCGGUUCCAAAAUACGCCACAGUGGCUGAAACAGCUGUGCGGAGAAAGAUGUUUUAGGUCUGGUAUGUCCAUAAAUUCAGACAUCGUUUUUCUUCUUUAUACAAAAAUAAUCAUGUUAACUACUUUCCAGUUCUUUUGUAUUUGGUGUGAGGGAACAAUUUUUAAUGAAAAGUAGACUUACAUGAGAAUAAACAUACUAUAAUGAUUGACAAAAUUUAUUUCCACUUUACAAAUGACUGUGGCACUGGCAUUUUCUUGCUUCUGCACACAGACAUUUUAAUACUUGGCUGGCUCUGUUGGAAAUAAGCAGUGAUUUUAGAGAGGUUUGGUUAUACUUUUAAACGAGCAUGGUUGUUUUCUUCUUCCAGCUGUUCUUUUCAGCUGAAAAUAGGGUUCAUUUGGGAGAUCUCUAGUGGGUUACCCCCAAAAUUCAUUCUACUUUUUAUAAAAAUCCAGCAAAAGCUUUUACAUGUGUUUUCUUCAACGAACAUACCUGUAUGGGGUAGGGGUUUUUUAAGAACUGUAUUUUUUUUCCACAGACUUCCUUUUAAACACUUUAAUAUUUAGCAUUUGCCAAAUGAAAAAUAUUUUUAAAUAUAUAAAAUUUGUGACUUUCAAAAGAUAGAUUGCAGAUGGGGAGAAGGGUGUAACUACAACAAAGCUGAUGAAGAAGGAUGGUAGAAAUCCACUGGGCUGUAGGCCAAGGAAGCAGUGCUAUUUUUAUAUUGUAAAAGCUAUUAAUAGAAGGUGAAAGCACCUUGCUGAGAGCUUGUCUAUUAACCUUUCUUAGCAAAAGCGAGGCCAUGGAAUAACGUCAUACACUCAGUUUCUCCCGUAAGUAAUUACUGGUAUCAAUUCUAAUACUUUUAAAGGACAAAUAGAUUCUUCAUUGCAUUCCUAUGAAUCAGUGGUGUGGUUAUUUAUAUGGUUUACAGAAGUCGAACACUGGAAGUCAUUCAUUUCUCACUAACUUUUAUAAAUCAAGCUGUAAGAUCUUAUUUUCCCGUAAGUAAACUUUUGUGAUUCCUUUCAUGUUUUGUGAUGAAU